CUGACUCCGACGGAAGUAGGAACCAGAGAAAUGUUCUGACAUAAAUUUGGACAACAUACAUUCGUUCUGGCAGGUGGAAAACCUAUGUGGAAGAGACAUGGGCUACGAGGUGAACAGGUUCCAGACUGAGCCUGAUGAGGAACUAAUCUGUCCAAUUUGUAGUUGUGUCUUGGAGGAACCUUUACAGGCACCACAAUGUGAGCAUGCCUUUUGUGGGGCUUGUAUACGUGAAUGGCUGACUCAUCAACCAACAUGUCCAGUUGACCGUAAUGCAAUAACCCCAAACCAGCUCAAGCCAGUCCCUCGAAUCCUUCGUAACCUUCUGUCUCGUUUACAAAUCAACUGUAACAAUUCAUCUUACGGCUGCACAGCUCUAGUCAAACUGGAUAUGCUGUCAUCACACUUACUAGAGUGUGAGCAUAAUCCGAAAAAACCUGUGCAUUGUGAACAGGGGUGUGGUCUGGUGGUACCAAAAGAUGAGCUCAAGGAUCACAACUGUGUGCGAGAACUACGGAACCUUGUACAGCAACAACUGGACAGGAUCGGGGAGAUGCAGACAGAAAUCUCAGACCACAAACUACAGAUUAGUGAACAAAAACGAGAAUUACAACUCCUCAAGGAAUAUAUGCGGUCCAUGAGAGUCUCUAACCCAAGGAUGAGGGAAAUUCAGUCAGAAAUGGAAAAUGCAGAUGUUGUGCGGUGGGCGGGUAGCCUACAGGCAGCCAGGGUGACUCGCUGGGGUGGCAUGAUAUCAACACCUGAUGCAGUACUACAAGCAGUCAUAAAACGUGCCCUGAUUGACAGUGGAUGCCCCUCCCAUAUCGUAAAUGAGCUCAUGGAAAAUGCCCACGAACGUCGGUGGCCCAGUGGACUAAGUACAUUAGAAACACGACAGCUCAACAGGAGGCAGUAUGAGAAUUAUGUCACAAAAAGAAUUCCAGGUAAACAAGCUGUGGUGGUGAUGGCUUGUGAGAACCAACACAUGCCUGAGGAUCUCAUCAUGGAACCAGGACUGGUUAUGAUAUUUGCUCACGGAGUGGAAUGAGCUAGUAUUCCUUUGAAAAAUAAAUCUUUCCUUUUGGGGUGGAGCAGUCAAUGUCAUGUGAACUUUUGGCUGCUGUUGUUAUCCAGAAAUAAAAAUUUGGAUAAUAAUUGAUGGAUGUCUACAACAGAAUUUUGGAUUCUUUCAACUUUAAUUUAUUCUGACCAACUGGAGGAUGAAUUCUAUAUCUGAGAACUACUGGAAGUAAAGUGUAUCCUGGAAAGUUUUGUUCAUAGACAAAUCAUUCACAAUCAUAUGAUCAACAUUUUCAGAAGUCUCAAUGCCAUCCAGAAAUAAUCAAUGCCAUUCCAUGGUUCUUAAUUGUGAUGCGAUAUUUCAGUUCAAUCGUAAAUAUUAGUAUUAAAUGUAAUUCUGAUGUUAUUGAAGCGAUAAAUGCAUAAAAAAUGUCUUCAUGGGGUGUGAGUGGUAAGAUAGUGGAUUGUUGUUAUUGUCCAAAAUAGUGUAGCACUUCCGACAGAGAAGUCGUUGAUUUAUUUGUAUUUUGAAAGACUGGUGUGCAUAAAUGCAUUUGGAUUCAUUAAUUUAUGAGUUUGAGCUGCCCUUUAACACCUUUCUAUGACAAUUUAUGAUAUUUGUCCAGCAAUAAAUCAAUUUCUGGUAAUAAGCCCACCCAUAUCUAUUGCAGUUUGGUAAAGCUACUUUAGAAUUGUUGAAAUAUUUCAUUGUCCUGAGUCAAAAUUUAUGUGUUUGGUCAGCUGAGCUUGUUAAAAUUAUUAAUGAGGACUUGCUGUUGUUCACAAUGACCAUGCAGUCCAGAUGUCACACAUUGAGUCGAGGAACAAAGUGGUGCUGAAUCUCACCCUAAACUAUAGAAUGCUUUUAUAGCGAUGAUCGCUUUAUAUCUGUGUGGAGUCGAAGGUAUUUUCCGUUUACGUUGCAGGCAACCUUUUUUUUUUUUUACUCAUUUUAGAUACCACAGUAGGUCAAUUAUUUCAUCAAAUACUUUCAUCAUAUUCUGACAUACAUCAUUUAUUGACAUAUAUUUUUCUAGGUCACCUGUUCAUAGGGAACAAGUGCUCAUAUGAUAUUACAUCCCUCAACAGACACUAUUGGAUUGUAUUAUUUUAAGGAUUUCUGCUAGAAGUUAUGUCCAAAUUCAUUGUAAUUUUUAUAGAGAGGAUUAAUUUAGUAUAGGCUUUAGCCAGUUUCUGAACACCCAUUUAAUUUGUUUGAUAUCUUAGAAAAACUAUUAAGUAAAAACAAAACUUGACUUUUUUCUGUAGGGAAUUCUUGGUUAUAAAGAAGAUAUUUAUUUGAUAGAAUAGACUUGUAUAAGUAUUAAUGUUGUGUAUGUAUAAUAAUUGAAGAAUAAUAUCAUUGUAGUUCUUGAUGAUGUAGAAUCAACUGUAUAAGACUGAUGUACUGGUGGUAGUAGUGCUAUAUAAGUGGCAUAUAACUAUUUGUACUUGCUGUUGAAUUUCUAAAAUUGAAUAAUGUGUCUUGGUAACAUGGGUCAUUCCGUAGAAACAGGAAAAACGUGCUGCAACAUAUAAAUGAAUGUUGUGAUUGAUGAUUUAGUUGUUGAAGUUGACCAGUUGCAAGACGGCAACAUUUUUGUCAUUACAUAUCUUUAACAUAUCGUUGGUAUGUUUUUAAAAUGAGGAAUUGCCAUUAAAUCCUAACUGCUCUUGUUCUUGCACCAUAAAAUGUGGAGAUUUGAACAAAUAUCAGAAUUAAUUUAACAGUGGUAAAAAUGAGUCUGUUACCAUGUAUUGAUACUAAACUGUUGGUAUAUCCUUCAUAUAGAUGACAUGAUUUUUAAAGGCAUUAAAAGGAAAUAAAUCUAUUAUAUUUCAGAUGCUUACAUCCAUAUACUGUUUUAUCCUGCAAUUGGCAUCGGCAUUGUCAGAAUACAUACACCCACCACAUACAUUUUUGCUGUAUUCUGCAGUGAUGGAAAACAGCUGUAUUUUAGAAUAGUCGGUUCGACUGACCUACUUCCAAGUAAAACAAUGUUUAAAAGGCAAAUGUAAUUGAAACAUUGUUGAUACUGUUUCACUUAAAAAAUGCUUAUUUUUGAUGACUGUUGCAGGAUAAAUAGAAUGCAUGGUCAUUGUCUUAAAUAGAAUACAUGGUCAGUGUCUUUAAAUAUAAGCUGUAUUUUUGGCUUGCGACAGAAAGACAAAAUUGGCUUGCCAAUCAAUGCUCACCAUUUUUGUCUUUCUUUACCCUUGCCAAAAUACAUGUAUUGCUUAUAUUUAAGACACUUACCGUGCAUUCUCUCUGUAUGGUACACAGGUGUCCGACUUAUCAGUCAGCUGGAGACAAUGAUACAUACUACAUGUAUAUAAUAACACUAUAAGAACAUUCCUGUAUAUGUUAUUUGUCUUUAGUGUGAAUUAAGAUAUUAACAGAAAUAUAUUUUUUUCUUAAAUACAAGGUUACAUUGUGUAUACAUAAUAAUUUUUGCGCACCGAAAUUUUAGCACAUAGCCCAAUUUUAACAGAUUAGCACAAUAAUGAAUUGAGCACCCAUAUUAUUUGCUAUAGAAAUGGCUUGAACAAAGUGUGAUUAGCGUGGUCAUAAUUUGUUGGAAAGCUUUCCUGCAAAAGUGCUAAAAUAAGAUUUACCUUUUAAAUUAAGUAUGUAUAUAGUAGCAGAUAAUAUAAGAUUGUUAUUACUAUGUCGGAAAGCACAAAUGGUAUAGACACCUUCAAAAUCUUUCAGACAUACAAAUUUUGCUCCAAGCCCUGAUACAAAUUUGAACAUUUGCAAAGGAAAAUACUCUGAGAAAACCUGUGUGGUCAGACAGGUGACCUGUAUGAUUUAAAAAAACCAAGUUGAAUUACUUGUAAUACACUGUCGAUAAGUUAGAGAAAUGGUGCUUGAAAAUUUGUGAUAGUCCGACAUGUAAAAUGUUAACUGCAGCUGAAUCUUUCUAGUACUCUCUGUUUAAAAAAAGUUCAUUUGAUCCACAAAAAAAUAGAUAUAGAUUUCUAAAGUUUUCCUGAAACAAAUAUUUCUGAUAUACUAUCUUCAUUUUCUAUGAAAUUCGACAAGCAAGUGAAGUUGGGAUUUUUUCUUUCUUUACAAUCUACUGUGUUGAAAAGUGUCUUGUCAGUAUUGUGAUGUUCCAGGCACUUGUAUCUUAAAAGGUAUGUAUGCGUUAAGGGGAGGUAAGUGUUCCAGAUAUUAAGGGGAGGUAAUAUAAGAUAAUGUGAUUUUUACUAGCCAAAGGAAUGACGAUCUUUAAAAGAUGUGAUUACUUGUACAUAGAAUAUAGAUAUAUAUAUAUAUAAAUAAUUGCUACUUUUAAAAAGUAAUAUAUGUAAAUCUGUACCCACCAUAUGUAAUGUUCCUGUGUUGGUAAUGUAUAUAAUAGUAGACGUUUAUUAUACAGUGUUACAUUGUUUGUGAUAAUGAUAUAGAAAAAAUUAAGGAUUUUUUUUUGUUCAAGACACAUUAACUUCAUUUCAAAGGAAAAAAAUUCAGAAUUUGAACAGUGUCCAGUUUUCGAAGUUAGAUUAAACACUUUUGAUUUAUAAAUACAUUUUUUCUCAUUUAACAUAUUUGAUGUGUAAUUAGAAUAUCCUUUUCAUACAUAUUUUAUUUUGUCUUAAUAUCUAACCAGCUCAUUGUCACAUUAAUGAUAAAACAAGUAAUAUAGUUGUUAAACAUAUGCAUGAAAGAUCUGAUAAAUAUAUAGCAUGGCUCAAUUCUUUCUUUCAAAGCAUUUUAUUAUCAAACUCCUUACAGAAAUGAAUCACCUCUGGCAUAUGAAUGCAGCAAUGUAGCUGUUACAUUGCUACACAUUUAAAUUUUCUGUAAGGAGUCAUAACGUUUUUUUUACAACAAUACAUGUUGUACCAGAUCUGACUGUGUCAAAAUAUGUUGUAUCAACAUUACUGUGAUUUCCAUUAUCACUGUGUAUCAUUUAUUGACAUUUUAACAAUCGGGAUGGAGAAUAUCAUGCUUUAAACAAAUUAAUUUGGUAGCGAUGGUAAUUAUGUAGGUUAUACUGUUCAACACAUUCAUGUGUAAAAGGGUUACAAUCGCUUUGAAUUAAUCAUGAAUAUUCUGUCCAGGUUCCUCAACUAGAGUUCAGUACCAUGUAAAUGUAUUGUGUAUAACCAUGACAUUUUUUUGUAAUUUUAUAUUGUAUUAAGUGCAUUGACCAGGGGCUAAUUCUUGGGUAUGAAUGUUAUUGGGCACUUUCAGAGUUUUGAAAGUUGUUGUUAGGAUAUUCUUAUAAAAUUAAUUAUAUAUGUACACUAAUUCUGAUUUUUUCCAUGAGAUUUUUAAAAAACCUGGUGGGUAAAAUACCCCAAAAUAUGUGAAAUUGACGAGAAAGUACACUUUGAUUGGAACUAUGGAACAUUUUUAGCUCGCCGGUUACGAGUAACCGUGAGCUAAUGCUGUCACCCCGGCGUCGACGUCCCACCCCCACUUUAAAGUUUUUUGGAUCAAUUUUUGGAAAGCUUCUUAGUCCAAAAGUAUACACUUCAAACACAUCUAAUUUGGUUUAUACAUUCAUUAGAGGUCUAGGAGUGAUGUUAUGGCAAAAUCAUGAAGAAACAAUUCGUGAUUUUUUGGCAUUUUAUCAUUUUGUGGACUUAACUUUUUUAGCACCAAAAUCCACUUUAAAGUUUUUGGGAUCAGUUUUUGGAAAGCUUCUAAGUCCAAAAGUAUACACCUCACACACAUCUAAUUUGUUUUAUACAUUCAUUAGAGGUCUUGGAGUGAUGUUAUGGCAAAAUCAUGCAGAAAAAAAUUGUGACUUGUUUUGGUAUUUUGAUGAGUGGACUUAAUUAUUUUUGCACAAAAACCCUCUUUAAAGAUUUUUGGGGUAAGUUUUGGAAAGCUUGUAAGUCCACACCCUUCUUAUUUUGUUUAUACAUCCAUUAGAGGUCUAGGAGUGAUAUUAUAUGACAUACAAUUUCAAAAUGACAUGCUUAUACAUACAUAAAAAAAUAAUGCAUAGUGUGAUUGCUGCCGCCAGUGAGCUUUCGCAAUCAUUGAUUGCACUUGUUAUUGCAUUCUGAUGACUUUUAUUAUGAAUCAUGGUCUAGGGAAUGCUUGGGUUAAUGAAGUAAAAAUUACCAUUAUAUAAAUGCAAACACAAGCUUGUGGUGCUUCGCUACAUUAAAAUGCUGUUGGAAAUUGGGUAAUAUUUUGAAACAAAUAAGAAUAAACACACACACACAAAAGGAAGCUGAUUACUCCUGACAUCUUUGAUAUUUUUUGGGUUCAUCUGAACUUGUUGUGUGGAAAUCAGUAGAUAAAUGGUCAUAAGUUACAAAACAAUGAUGCUAAUUUACAUGAUAGAAUCACUUUCUCUUUUGAUUUCUAUUUCGGUUUUUCAAAAAAAUUGUCAUGCAUAUUUAGUAAGGAAUUGCUUUGGAUGUAUUAAAAAUGAUAAUAUUUUAAUUAGAUAUUUCUAUAGUGUUUUGGGCAAAAAAUUCAUUUUUUUAUUUCAAGAAAUAUGUUGUAACCAUUAAACAAAAUGGUUCCUACAUUAUUUUAUGUUGAAUAAUAUUUUUUUUGUAAAGGAGGGAAAAUAUACAGAGAAUUGGCUUAAUGGUCACUAGUCAACAACUGGAAAAUGUGUAUAGUAUGUAAUUGAUAGGUCAGACAGUGUAUUGAUCAUGUAAUUAAAAAAAUACCACUUAGAGUCAAUAAUUUGUAUCAGAUAUAUAGGGAGGUUGGGGGGGGGGGGGGGGUUUGGAAUGGACACAAUUUUACCUGUAAAUUAAGUCUGUUCAAGGCUUGCAUGAGAAUUGUUGACAAAACAAGAGUUAUUUCCCCUUGGCUUCAUUUUUUCAUUAGCCAUAUUUGAGGGCAUAUUGCAUAGAAAAAGAAUAUAAAUAUACUUGUAAAGUGUGAUUGUGUAAGGUUACUUUAUAGCUUCAAGGUAGAUGAUGCCUGUAGUAUGUCUGUUCAGUCUUGUGUUGGAUAUAUAUGUUGAUGUGUAUUAAGUUUGUAUAUUAAGUGCUCCUGGUUACGUGUUGAGACAUUGUGAUAAAGUGUUUGUAAUGGAAAAAAACUAUUAUAACCUAUGAUAAUUAAUGGAUUAUGAUUAUUUUUGUAAACUUUUUUUCCUGAAAUUAAAAAAAGGAUACGAUAAUUAUCAUUUA
Pecten maximus is the source of this 7137-nucleotide messenger RNA. Its product is annotated as E3 ubiquitin-protein ligase NRDP1-like. The record is from RefSeq and is a predicted model, not a curated record. Gene Ontology annotation, molecular function: ubiquitin protein ligase activity. Gene Ontology annotation, biological process: regulation of canonical NF-kappaB signal transduction; tumor necrosis factor-mediated signaling pathway; positive regulation of JNK cascade. NCBI's taxonomy places the organism in Eukaryota, Metazoa, Mollusca, Bivalvia, Pectinida, Pectinidae. Gene Ontology annotation, cellular component: plasma membrane signaling receptor complex. Bases 98 to 1045 code for a protein of 315 amino acids. The transcript has 8 exons.